AUGGGAUCUAUUAACAUGUCAUAUCUGAACCCAAAGACAGUGACCCUGGUUGGAAUCCCUGGACUAGAACAUAUGCAGUUUUGGAUUGGAUUUCCCUUCCUUGGAGUGUGCCUGGUGGCUCUGAUGGGGAAUAUCUUCUUGUUAAUCAUCAUCCCUACAGAACGCAGUCUUCACCAACCUAUGUACAUCUUACUGGCAGUGCUGGCAGCCACGGAUCUAGGUCUUUGUGUAGCCAUUGCUCCAAAGACGUUGGCCAUCUUCUGGUUUGGCUUUAGCUCCAUGGCUUUUGAUGCUUGCCUCACCCAGCUUUUCUUCAUCCACGCCUUGCAAGGCAUGGAAUCUGGCGUCCUAUUGGCCAUGGCCUUUGACCGCUAUGUUGCCAUCUGUAAUCCUUUGAGGCACAGAUCCAUCCUCACACCUCUCUUCCUAGUUCGGAUCAUAGUGAUAGUGGCUAUCCGGGCAACAGUACUUGUUGGGAUUUUAUCCAUUUUACUUAAACAACUGCAGCUUUUCCAAUCUGUGGUUAUUGUCCAUUCCUACUGUGAGCACAUGGCUGUGGUCAAGCUAGCUGCAGAAGAUGUCCAUAUUAACCAAUCAUAUGGGCUCUUUGUGGCAUUUGCAAUUCUAGGUUUUGACAUGAUCUUUGUCUUUAUCUCCUAUAUUCUGAUUGUUCAGGCUGUUUUUCAACUUCCCCAGAAGGAGGCACGACUCAAAGCAUUCAACACUUGUACUGCCCAUAUUUUCGUCUUCUUGGAGUUUUACAUCCUUGCCUUUUUUUCCUUCUUUAGCCACCGUUUUGGACAUGUAUCACCCUAUGCCCAUAUCCUCCUGUCUACCAUCUAUCUGCUUGUGCCUCCUGCACUUAAUCCCAUUGUCUAUGGUGUGAAGACCAAGGAGAUUCGCAGGCAGGUUGAUCAGAUUUGUAUUCUGAAGCCAGACACCUAA
This is a messenger RNA of Ceratotherium simum simum (southern white rhinoceros), 945 nucleotides long. The record is from RefSeq and is a predicted model, not a curated record. NCBI's taxonomy places the organism in Eukaryota, Metazoa, Chordata, Mammalia, Perissodactyla, Rhinocerotidae.